AUGACCCAACCCCAAGUUCCUCAAGCCUCCGUCCCCGUCCUCGCUGGCCCCUUCUUGGGGAAGCCAGUCGAAAUCUGCAUCGUAACCGCCAAUCUCCGCUCCACACUACGCGGCCUAGUGCAACUCGGCCUCCCCCCCUUCAAAAUCUUCCACUUCACCCCCACCACCGUCUCCCACCAAACCUUCCGGGGCAAACCCUCCCCCUUCUCCCUCGACGUCGCGUUCGCAGAACAAGGGGGCAUGGUCUGGGAGGUGAUGCAGCCGGUCGCGGGGGAGACGUUGAUGGGGGAGUUUUUGACGCAGACGGGCGGGAGGGGUGGGAUUCAGCAUGUGGCAUUUGAUUGUGCGGGAGGGAAGGGGUUGGUGGGGGAGGGGGCGAGGGAGGAGGCGAGGAGGCGGAGGGGGGAGUUUGAGGGGAGGGGGUUUCCGCUCGUUCAGAGUGGGAUAUGGCAUGGGAAGAAGGGGACGUGUGAGUUUAUGUUUUUCGAUACGAUGGGGGCGAUUGGGACGUGUUUUGAGACGUAUGUUUUUAGUGAGGAUUGGGAGGAGCCGGAGGAUGUGGAGAUUUAUCCGCCUCCUUCUGAGCAGGAGUGA
This is a messenger RNA of Zasmidium cellare ATCC 36951, 594 nucleotides long. RefSeq lists its product as uncharacterized. The record is from RefSeq and is a predicted model, not a curated record. The coding region runs from base 1 to 594 and encodes 197 amino acids. Lineage: Eukaryota; Fungi; Ascomycota; Dothideomycetes; Mycosphaerellales; Mycosphaerellaceae. The transcript is spliced from 2 exons.